AUGGACAUGGGGAACUGGAGCCAGGUGACAGAGUUCAUUGUCCUGGGCUUCCCACAGCUGCAGGGUGUCCAGGUGUACCUCUUUCUUGUACUGCUGCUCAUCUACCUCACCACCGUCCUGGGGAACUUGCUGAUCUUCCUUGUGGUAUACCUGGACUCCCGGCUACACACCCCCAUGUACCACUUCAUCAGUGUCCUCUCCUUUCUGGAGCUCAGCUACACUGCAGCCACCAUCCCCAAGAUGCUGGCUAACCUGCUGAGUGAGAAGAAGACCAUCUCCUUCUCAGGGUGCCUGCUGCAGAUUUACUUCUUCCACUCCCUAGGGGCCACUGAGUGCUACCUGCUCACGGCCAUGGCCUAUGACAGGUACCUGGCCAUCUGCCGGCCGCUGCACUACCCCAUGCUCAUGACUCUAGGGCGUUGUGCUCGGGUCACAGUGGGUUGCUGGCUGGCGGGUCUGGCAGGGCCUGUGGUGGAGAUCUCUCUGGUCUCUCGCCUGCCCUUCUGUGGUCCCAACCACAUCCACCACAUCUUCUGUGACUUUCCUCCAGUGCUGAGCCUUGCCUGCACUGACACGUCAAUCAACGUGCUGGUGGACUUUGUGGUCAACUCCUGCAAGAUCCUGGCUACUUUCCUGCUGAUCUUCAGCUCCUACGUGCAGAUCCUGCGCUCUGUGCUGCGUGUGCCCUCCGUGGCUGGCAGGCACAAGGCCUUCUCCACCUGUGCCUCACACCUGACGGUGGUGCUCAUCUUCUACGGCAGCAUCCUCUUCAUGUACGUGCGCCUCAAGAAGAGCUACUCGCUAGACUAUGACCGCGCGCUGGCCGUGGUCUACUCGGUUCUCACGCCCUUCCUCAAUCCCUUCAUCUACAGCCUGCGCAAUAAGGAACUCAAGGAGGCUGUGAGGCGGCAGCUGGGGAGGACUGGGGUCCUGCGGUGA
Erinaceus europaeus (western European hedgehog) is the source of this 939-nucleotide messenger RNA. Its product is annotated as olfactory receptor 6N1. Gene Ontology annotation, biological process: G protein-coupled receptor signaling pathway. NCBI's taxonomy places the organism in Eukaryota, Metazoa, Chordata, Mammalia, Eulipotyphla, Erinaceidae. Gene Ontology annotation, molecular function: olfactory receptor activity; G protein-coupled receptor activity. Gene Ontology annotation, cellular component: membrane. The record is from RefSeq and is a predicted model, not a curated record. The coding region runs from base 1 to 939 and encodes 312 amino acids. The transcript has a single exon.